AUGCCGGUGAUAGGAACAUCAUCCAGCCAGGCCAUGCCAGAGAGUGAAGCAUCGAUCAGUCAGGCCAAGCGAAGGAGAAAAGCGUCAUCUAGCAAGGCCAAGCCAAGGAGAAGAGCAUUGUCUAACAAGGCCACGCCAGCGAGAGGGGCACCAAGCAAGCAGACCCGAGCCCUGAAAGACGGCCAGAUCCCGACACCCACGGCUGACUGUGCUCAUCUGCUGAAUCCCAAGAGCUCAGACAACAGUGACCAGGAGUCACGGAAUAAUUUUGGAGCAAAAAAGCCAGAGGAAGCUGGUACCUCUGAUUCUCAGCUUUUGGAGGUGGACCAAAUCUGCCUGGGACAUUCCCAACCUCCCUGGGCAUCUAUGCCCUUCGACAUAGACACAGUACUGGAAGAGUAUGCCUUGCCUGGGGAUGACGACACCCAGAGUUUUGAUAAAUAUCUCUACCCGGGGUGCCUCGACUGA
Molecule: messenger RNA, 468 nt
Organism: Mus pahari (shrew mouse)
Lineage: Eukaryota; Metazoa; Chordata; Mammalia; Rodentia; Muridae
Gene: Leutx
Product: leucine twenty homeobox
Exons: 1
Coding region: 1-468 (155 amino acids)
Source: RefSeq, a predicted model, not a curated record